AUGAACCAACCUGUCAUCCUUUAUGCCUUAGAACGGCGCCAAAACGGCGCCAAGAAUGUGUUUCUCACUAAGUCAGAUGUAGAGGGCAUCAUCCGGAUCAAGCAGGGCGACCAGCAGGCGCCCUCAGGCCGGCGGCGGCGGGGUGCGGGAGGGGGGGCGGCAGUGCAGGGCGGCACCAAGAACUACAGCAAGAAGGUGCUGCAGUUCUUCCAGGUGCUGAAGGGCGCUGGCGGUCAGGACAUCCUGUGCCGCUGCGUCAAGCGCAGCGGAGAGUGGCGGUGGUGCCCCGUGGUGCCGCUCGAGGAGCUGCCCCGAGUGAUCAAGGAGCACCACGAGCGGGCGACUGGCUUCAGCGGUGUGGAGAAGCUGUACACACAUAAGGUGGACCUGAUCGACCUGGGCGAGGGCCGCGACCCCAAGUACCGCUACAUCAUGAGCUAUGUGGACCUCUUCACCCGCCACGUGUGGCUCCGUGCGCUGGCCUCCAAAAGGCCGCAUGGGGUUGCCCGCCAGCUGCAAGAAGAAUGGUGCGCGGUGUGGGCGGCACUGUGGCUGUAUAACCGGUAA
Chlorella variabilis is the source of this 567-nucleotide messenger RNA. RefSeq lists its product as hypothetical. Lineage: Eukaryota; Viridiplantae; Chlorophyta; Trebouxiophyceae; Chlorellales; Chlorellaceae. The record is from RefSeq and is a predicted model, not a curated record. The coding region runs from base 1 to 567 and encodes 188 amino acids. The transcript has 3 exons.